UGUUGUGUAAUAACCCAGUCCAUACAUGGUUAUUAGUCUGCUGGCUGUCACAAUUUCAUUAAAUUGGCGUAUUUCAGAGUGUAGCCUAUAAUCUUUGGUUCAUGUUUAAUUUCAAAGCGUUUUGAAAGGUAAUUCUUUAGCUUGAUCUUGUUCCCUCACUACAACUAUAAAGUGGGGGGCAGCGGGUAGGAGGAAUUACAAUCAGGCAACUCAUAAACCCACUACAAGCACAUUCUCUGGGAAUUGUUGAGCUCUUUUGAUGAUGACGGCAGUGUGUGUGGACACACCAGGGGGACCAGAGAGUAUGCUGUUGAGGAAUGUCCCCAGACCUCAACCUGAACAUGGAGAAGUCCUCAUCAGAGUCCAUGCAACCGCUCUGAACAGGGCUGACACAUUGCAGAGGAAAGGACUGUACCCCGCUCCACCUGGUGAGAGUGAGGUCCUGGGUUUGGAGGCGGCUGGUACAGUGGCCAGCGUUGGCCCAGGGGUUAGGCUGUCCUGGGGGCUAGGGGACUGGGUCAUGACCCUACUCUCUGGAGGAGGGUAUGCCGAGUAUGUGGCUGUUCCAGAGGAGCUUCUCAUGUCUAUCCCCACUCAUCUCACUGUCUACCAGGCUGCUGCCAUACCUGAGGCCUGGCUCACUGCAUUUCAGCUCCUGCACUUCGUAGCUCAGGUGAAGGAAGGAGAGAUAGUGUUGGUGCAUGCUGGGGCCAGUGGGGUGGGGACUGCCGCUGUCCAGCUGGUCCGAUUGGCUGGGGCUAUUCCCAUAGUUACUGCAGGAAGCUCUGAGAAACUACAGAUGGCAGAGACACUGGGAGCCGCUGCUGGUUUCAACUACAAACAUGAGGACUUUGCAGAGAAAGUUAGUGAUUUUACAGCAGGCAGAGGAGCAAACGUCAUCUUGGACUGCAUUGGUGGGUCCAACUGGGAGAGGAACGUGGCCUGUCUGGCCACAGAUGGACGAUGGGUGCUGUAUGGCUGCAUGGGAGGAAAGACCGUGACAGGAGACAUACUGGGCAAGCUGCUGUCUAAACGAGGACAGCUCCUCUGUAGUCUCCUCAGGUCACGCAGUCUGCAGUAUAAAGCAGAUCUGGUGAGAGCCUUCUCAGAAAGGGCCCUACCUCACUUCUCAGACCCGACUAGCUCCCCCUGCCGCCUGAGGCCUGUAAUCGACAGCAUGUUCAGUCUGGACCAGGUAGCUGAUGCUCACAGACACAUGGAAGCCAAUAGAAACAUGGGAAAGAUUGUAAUCAAUGUCAUGAACCCACAAUGAUGGGACCUCUAGUGACGGUGUCAUCUUUCCAUUUAGUUCCAAACUCAACAUUUGGUUGAGCAACUUGGUUUAUGACCAUUCACCUCUAUAACAUAUAUCAAAAUAAAAUGUUAUUUGUCACAUGCGCCGUACAUAAGGUGUAGACUUUACCAUUAAAUGCUUACUUACAGGCCUUUAACCAACAAUGCAGAGCUAGAAAGUAAGAAAAAGGGAAAUAGUAACACAGUAAAAUAAUCAAUGUGCAGAGGUACGAGGUAGUUGAAUGCAUAUGUCCUGAAUGUUAUAAGGUGACCGAGUUGAUAAAUACUGUGUUGAAAGCUAGAUAUAAAGCUUUCGUGUUUCCUACUACAGUAACUAUGGUGUCAGUGUCUCAUCACUCUCCUCAUCUUAACAGUAUUUGUGUCACCUUCUGUUUAUUGUUCAAUCAAAUUAUGCAUAUAAUUUUUUACUUAGUCUAAAACAAAAACGGUGUUACUGGUAAUAGUACAAUUUGUUUGCCCCAUCUGUGAUUUCAUUAUAAACAAGAAUAAACGUCUUUUUUUUCAACAAGAACAAUCAA
This is a messenger RNA of Salmo salar (Atlantic salmon), 1832 nucleotides long. RefSeq names its product tumor protein p53 inducible protein 3 (gene tp53i3). The record is from RefSeq and is a predicted model, not a curated record. Lineage: Eukaryota; Metazoa; Chordata; Actinopteri; Salmoniformes; Salmonidae. Gene Ontology annotation, molecular function: quinone reductase (NADPH) activity; quinone binding; NADPH binding.